UGCUUCAUUACCUUUAUUAUUGGGAAUUUUUUUUAUUUUUAAUAGGGAAAAUUAUAUUAUAAUUUAUUUUUUUAAAUUUUUAAAUUUAAACAUAUAUUUACUUUAUUUUAGAAUGAUUAUAGCUUUUUUAGUAAAAAUACCUAUAUAUUUUGUUCAUUUAUGAUUACCAAAAGCUCAUGUAGAGGCUCCUGUGUCUGGAUCAAUAAUUUUAGCUGGAAUUAUGUUAAAAUUGGGUGGUUAUGGAUUAUUACGAGUUAUAGUUUUUUUACAGCAAGUAGGUUUAAGGUUUAAUUUUAUUUGAGUUAUUAUUAGUUUAUUGGGAGGAUUUUAUGUUAGAUUAAAUUGUUUUUGUCAGGUUGAUAUUAAAUCCUUAAUUGCAUAUUCAUCAGUGGCCCACAUAAGAUUAGUUAUUGGUGGGAUUAUAACAAUAAGUUAUUGAGGAUUUAUGGGUUCUUAUGUAUUAAUAAUUGGGCAUGGUUUAUGUUCCUCUGGGAUAUUUUGUUUAGCUAAUAUUAAUUAUGAGCGUUUACAUAGACGAAGAUUAUUUAUUAAUAAGGGGAUAAUAAAUUUUAUUCCUUCAAUAAGAUUGUGGUGAUUUUUAUUAAUGUCGAGUAAUAUAGCUGCUCCUCCAUCAUUAAAUUUAAUGGGGGAAAUUAUGUUAAUUAAUAGAUUAGUUAGAUGAUGUUGAUUUUCCAUAAUUUUUUUGAUGUUAAUUUCUUUUUUUAGAGCUGGAUAUAGAUUAUAUUUAUAUUCUUAUACUCAACAUGGUAAAUAUUAUUGUGGAAUUUAUAGUUUUUAUACGGGAGUAUCUCGGGAAUAUUUAAUAUUACUUUUACAUUGAUUACCUUUAAAUAUUUUAAUUAUAAAAAUUGAUUAUAGUAUAAUUUGAUUUUACUUAAAUAAUUUAAAUAAAAUAUUGAUUUGUGGUGUCAAAAAUAUGAAUAAUGUUCAUUUUAAGUUAUUCAAAAAAAAUUUAUUUGUUUUUUAAGUUUUUUUUUUUUAUUUUUUUUUAGUAUAAUAAAUUUUUUAUUUAUAGUUUAUUUUAUUUAUAAUAAUAUAAUUUUUUUUUUAGAGUGGGAGGUUAUCUCUUUUAAUUCUAAUAUGAUUGUUAUAUCAAUUUUAUUAGAUUGAAUAUCUUUAUUAUUUAUAAUAUUUGUUUCUCUAAUUUCUUCUGUUGUAAUUUUUUAUAGAAAGAGAUAUAUAUCUUCUGAGAAAAAUUUAAAUCGUUUUAUUAUUUUAGUUUUAUUAUUUGUAUUUUCUAUAAUUUUAUUAAUUAUUAGUCCAAAUAUAAUUAGAAUUUUUUUAGGGUGAGAUGGUUUAGGGUUAGUAUCUUAUUGUUUAGUUAUUUAUUAUCAAAAUGUGAAAUCUUAUAAUGCUGGUAUGUUGACAGCUCUUUCUAAUCGAGUUGGUGAUGUUUGUAUUUUAAUUUCUAUUUCUUGAAUAAUAAAUUAUGGGAGUUGAAAUUAUAUUUUUUAUUUAAAUUUUAUAUCUAAUGAUUUUUCUAUAAAAAUGGUUGGGAUUAUGAUUAUUUUAGCUGCUAUAACUAAAAGAGCUCAAAUUCCUUUUAGAUCUUGAUUACCUGCAGCUAUAGCUGCUCCUACUCCUGUUUCAGCUUUAGUUCAUUCAUCUACAUUAGUUACAGCUGGGAUUUAUUUAUUGAUUCGGUUUAAUAGUUUAUUAUUAGAUUUAUUUAUAUUAAAAAUUUUAUUAUUAUUAUCUGGUUUAACCAUAUUUAUAGCUGGGAUUACAGCAAAUUAUGAGUUUGACUUGAAAAAAAUUAUUGCAUUAUCUACUCUAAGACAAUUAGGGUUAAUAAUAAGAAUUUUAAGAAUGGGUUUACCAGAUUUAGCAUUUUUUCAUUUAUUAACUCAUGCUAUAUUUAAGGCUUUAUUAUUUAUAUGUGCUGGUGUAGUUAUUCAUAUAAUGAAUAAUAUUCAAGAUAUUCGUUAUAUGGGGGGAAUUAGAUAUUAUUUACCUUUUACUUCCCUAUGUUUAAAUAUUUCUAAUAUGGCUUUAUGUGGGAUUCCUUUUUUAGCUGGAUUUUAUUCUAAAGAUAUAAUUUUAGAAAUAGUUUCUUUAAGAUAUUUAAAUAUGUUUAUCUUUUUUUUAUAUUAUGUUUCUACUGGUUUAACUAUAUAUUAUAGAUUUCGUUUAAUAAUAUAUUUAAUAGUUAAUGAUUUUAAUUUACUAAGAGUUUAUAAUUUAUAUGAUGAGGAUUUUAUUAUAUUAAAGAGUAUGUUUACCUUAUUAUUUAUAAGAGUUGUUAGAGGAAGAUUUUUAAGAUGAAUAAUUUUUUCUUACCCAUAUACAAUUUAUUUAUCAUUUAAUAUAAAAAUGAUAGUUAUUUAUGUAAGUUUAUUGGGUAUAUUAAUAGGUUAUUUAGUUAGUAAUAUAAAAAUUUAUUCAUUAAAUAAAUUUUUAUGUACUUAUACUUUAAGAAAUUUUUUAAGAUUAAUGUGAUUUAUACCUAAUUUAUCAACUUACGGUUUAAGAUAUAAUUUUUUAAAUUUUGGUCAAAACUUAUUAAAAAUUGUUGAUAUGGGGUGAAGAGAGAUGUAUAGAGGUCAGGGGAUAUUUUUUAUUUUAAAAAAGUAUUCUAUUUUUUAUUAUUUUUAUCAAAUAAAUAAUUUUAAAAUUUAUUUAUUUAGAUUUGUUUUAUGAAUAAUUAUUAUAUUAUUUAUUUUAUUUAUUUA
This is a messenger RNA of Cydia splendana, 2693 nucleotides long. RefSeq names its product NADH-ubiquinone oxidoreductase chain 4-like. Gene Ontology annotation, biological process: electron transport coupled proton transport; ATP synthesis coupled electron transport; aerobic respiration. The record is from RefSeq and is a predicted model, not a curated record. Gene Ontology annotation, molecular function: NADH dehydrogenase (ubiquinone) activity; ubiquinone binding. Lineage: Eukaryota; Metazoa; Arthropoda; Insecta; Lepidoptera; Tortricidae. The transcript has a single exon. Gene Ontology annotation, cellular component: respiratory chain complex I.